AAAUAAUCCAAUGCCUCAAUUGACGCAACAAUAGCCAUGGCGCUCCCUCUCUCUCGCUGUCGCGCCUCCUUGCGCCUCAGUACAUGCACCCGAUCCUUAAUCCCCUUGCGCACCCGCCAAUUCCUCCCCCGAAGCUUCAGCCACUCCUCCUUCGCCUACUCGAAAACCCAGCCCACCAAAGACGACGUCCUCAACCUCUGGGAUCAGUGUACGACGACUUCAAUGCCCGCUAGGUCGGUGCUAACGUGCGCCAGAUAGCAAUGCGGGAAUACCGACUACCCCUGGUGUCAAUGGCCAGUAUGCGGGGUUCAUGAAUAAGAGGAGAAACAUGUCUUCGAAGCUCUCGUUCGCAGAUCUCGUUCUACCAUCUGGCGAGGUCAUUCAGCUAUGCGCCGACUCCACGAAAUAUCCUGAAGCAUCCGCGCUCUUUCGAAGUAUUCGCGCAACAAGCCCCGUUGUCGUUAGCACCGAAAGCGAAGCGAGCCCAAGCCCAGACACCGAGAAGCAACCCUCCAAGCGAACCUUUUACGUCAAAAACAUCCGACCAUUGAACGACGUACAGCAAAACCUCAUUGUAACACCCGAUGUCAUAUUCCCCGACACCAAGCGCCACUACCAACUCCGCCAUCACCCAGAGCUCCUCGCAAGACUUCAAUUCCGAUCAUGGCUCAAAGGACAAUUGACAGCCGGUCUCCAAGAAAAAGGCUUCACAGACAUCGAAACUCCAACACUAUUCAAGUCAACACCCGAAGGCGCACGAGAAUUCCUCGUACCAACCCGCCGACCCGGUUUCGCAUACGCUCUCACACAAAGUCCCCAGCAGUACAAGCAGGUCCUCAUGGCGAGCGGUGUUUCGCGAUACAUGCAGUGGGCGCGCUGCUAUCGUGAUGAGGAUGCUCGUACGGACCGGCAGCCUGAGUUCACACAGCUUGAUAUGGAGUGGGCGUUUGCGAAUGCGGAGGUGGUGAGGAGGGAUGUUACGGAUAUUGUGUUGCGGUCGCUGGAGGCUUUGAGGCCGGCGCAUAGCUACAAGGACAUUCGGGGAAGUCGUGUGCCUGUGAUUGCAGACAUUCCCGAAGGUUCUCGUCCUGCUGAUGAGCCGGUCCAGCACAAGGUUACGACACUUACGUUCCAAGAGUGCAUUUCCAUGUACGGAACCGACAAGCCAGACUUGCGGCUCCCAGGAAGAAUCCACGCGAUACCGAACGAAAUGUGCGAACAGUUCGCCAGCAUGAUGACAUACCUCAAAGACCCCCUCAUCGAAGCCUUUCACAUCCCCGUAAAAGACCUCGAAGACGACAUCCCAAGACCAAAACGCUUCACCGAAGAGUUCAUCGAAUCAUUACCAAAACACCUUCGCGAGAACAAAGACGGCAUGCCAGUGAUCCUAGUCUGCGACUCCCGACAACCCCGCGGCGGCUUCUCUUCCCUCGGUGUAGAAUGCGAUGAAAUCGUCAACAUUGCAACAGGCGGAAAGGGCGUUCUCGAGGGUGACAUUCUCGUCUUCCAAGCCCGCGAGAAGCCAGAAGGUCAAUACUACCGCGCCUCCACAGCAAUCGGCGAAAUCCGCAACGAGCUGUACAAGAAACUUCUCGCCAACGGUCUAGUAGAAGACCUCCCCGCGCCCGGUACUCCUGAUUCAAUGCAAUUCGUCUGGGUAACCGACUUUCCCAUGUUCAAACCCACCGGCGAGGACAACGACCCAGGCCAAGAAGGCGCCGCCGGCAUCGCAGCAGCCCACCACCCCUUCACAGCCCCCAAAUCCAAGCACGAUCUCGAACUCCUCUUCACAGACCCGCUACAAGCCAAGAGCGCAGCAUACGACCUCGUCCUCAACGGCGUAGAAGUCGGCGGCGGCAGCGAGCGUAUCCACAUACCCGCUGUGCAAGAGUUUAUCAUGCGAGAUAUCCUCAAGAUGAAGGAUAGCAGGAUUGCAGACUUUGCACAUUUGUUUGAUGCGCUGAAGGCAGGGUGUCCGCCGCAUGCGGGGUUUGCGCUGGGGUUUGAUCGGUUGGUUGCGCUGUUGACGGAUACGACUACUGUGAGGGACGUUAUUGCGUUUCCGAAGACGAUGAAGGGUGAGGAUCCGUUUGUCAAGGCGCCGACGAGGGUUACGGCGGAGCAGCUUGCGCCGUAUGGGUUGCAGUUGAAGGGGAAGCAGUGAUGAAUAUGUGGAUGCUGUAUAAAAGUGAUGAUGGAUAGAAUCGCGACUCAUUGUUUGGAUACUGGGUAUAGAAGUGUAUAUUAUUGUAGAUGAGUAUGUAUCAUAAAACAAAUGCAUCAGGACACAGGCAUGCUUUCCGAACUGGAC
Molecule: messenger RNA, 2311 nt
Organism: Fusarium verticillioides 7600
Lineage: Eukaryota; Fungi; Ascomycota; Sordariomycetes; Hypocreales; Nectriaceae
Product: aspartyl-tRNA synthetase
Exons: 2
Coding region: 311-2164 (617 amino acids)
Biological process (GO): aspartyl-tRNA aminoacylation
Cellular component (GO): mitochondrion; cytoplasm
Molecular function (GO): ATP binding; aspartate-tRNA ligase activity
Source: RefSeq, a predicted model, not a curated record